UUGUGUGUAAACACCGUUACGCGUGCAGUCAGCGUAGCUCUCGUCGAUAUUUGGCACAAAACGUAAGAAAUGGCUAAUCCAAUUGUAACGGAUAUGACUGAAGAGGAUGCGGCGGACCUCCAAUUUCCGAAAGACUGUCCGUCGAGUUUCGCAAAUGAGUCGGAACACGAUAUUGAGCUCGAGGUAUCAGUCGUGAAGGAAGAAAUCCUUACUUCAGACCCCGCGUGUUGUGUGUGUAAAUCGACACUGUGCGAGCCAUACAUAAAGUGCGCCGAGUGUUUGAACAUUGAAAUAUGUCCCAACUGUUUUUCAAACGGUGCCGAAAUCGAGGGGCAUAAAAAUAACCAUAAUUACAUUAUAAUAAAGAACGAAUUUCCACUUAUACCUGGUUCCAAUUGGUCUGCCAGAGAGGAACUCGAACUUUUGGAUGUCUUGCAAGAGUGUGGAUUCGGCAAUUGGGACGAUAUAUCGAGGAGGUUGCAGAACAAGUCGCCAGACGAUUGCAGGAAGCAUUACCUGCACAAUUUUAUAGACAAUCAAAAUUUACCUGGUUUACCCUACAUAAAAGAAACCGAGAUCAGCUUGUUCGGAUCCGAGGCUGUACCGUAUCUUUACAAACUUCAAGACCUUGAAGACCCGCCAAGAUUUGCCUGUAAUACGAUAAACUACAAAUUAUUGGCAGGAUACAAUGCAGCUAGGUCAGAUUUCGAAGUAAACUUUGACAAUUAUGCUGAAUUGUUAGUCUCAGAUUUAAAGUACGAUGAAUUUUGUCCGGCUGACAAGCAUUUCGAGCUUGGAAAAAACCUCCAAGUUGCCAUAGUAAAUGCCUACAAUCACAGACUCAAAGAGAGGCAAAGGCGUAGAAAAAUUGUACGUAAUCAUGGGCUGAUUUCGUUCCGUAGAACCAUGUCGUGGCUUCAAAGGUACGAAUCGACUCUUACCAGGCCUUUGAUCGAAAGAUUACUAACAUUGAUGCAACUUGUCAGUGGGAUGGAUUUCGAUUACAUAAUCGAGGGUCUUCACCAUGCUGGAGAACUAAGGAAUUACAUUAGAAAAUUAUUUGAAUUUCGUCAGAAUGGUAUCACAAGGUUUCACUCAGUACCGAUGUUCCAAAAGUUGGCCAAGCUGCGCGCGGAACAUGAAAAAGAAAGAAAGCAGUAUCUGAGUAACACCGAAUAUUGCUGGCAGACUGUAUUACCCGGCUGCGUUGUAAAGACUACACCUCAUGUUGCAGCAAAUGUUCCCCAACGUAAAGCACCACCACCCCUUGUAAUUCAAGGGCUUCCUGGAUACGACCGCCUAACUCCGGCUGAACGGGACCUUUGCUCAAAUGCUCGUGUUAUACCUGAGAGCUACUUUGACUUUAAAAACCUGUUGAUAACAGAGAAUAAAAAAUGUGGGAGCUUGAGGCUUGCUCAAGCCAGAGUUCUUCUGAAGAUUGAUGUUAACAAGACGAGAAAAAUAUAUGAUUUUUUGGCAGAAGAAGGAUACAUCAAUAAACCUGCUCAGUAAGACACGCAACUGGGCAAUUGAUCCGUUGCAGUUAUAUGUGAAUAUUGUUUUACACUUUGUCGACACUGUGAUAUUAACACUUUGCAAGGGCCCAUUUGGCGAAUGAAUAAAUGUUUAUGAUUACUUACUGGUUAACAUAGGCUAAGUCUUCAUUAUUUAUUACAAUGUACAAACUCAAGUCUAAGUCUUUUGUUAGCUUGUUCUUUUAUAGAAGAAUAGAAAUGUUACUGUUUUGGUGAAUUUAUGCAAAUCUUACUCUUCAUGACCCUUCCAACGUUCCA
Molecule: messenger RNA, 1793 nt
Organism: Diprion similis
Lineage: Eukaryota; Metazoa; Arthropoda; Insecta; Hymenoptera; Diprionidae
Gene: Ada2a
Product: DNA-directed RNA polymerase II subunit Rpb4-like
Exons: 2
Coding region: 70-1512 (480 amino acids)
Biological process (GO): nuclear-transcribed mRNA catabolic process, deadenylation-dependent decay; regulation of transcription by RNA polymerase II; mRNA export from nucleus in response to heat stress
Cellular component (GO): RNA polymerase II, core complex; SAGA-type complex; P-body
Molecular function (GO): zinc ion binding; nucleotide binding; translation initiation factor binding
Source: RefSeq, a predicted model, not a curated record